Molecule: messenger RNA, 13813 nt
Organism: Podarcis lilfordi (Lilford's wall lizard)
Lineage: Eukaryota; Metazoa; Chordata; Lepidosauria; Squamata; Lacertidae
Source: the annotation of a GenBank genome assembly
AGCUGUCCUUUGUCAGCAACAAAUUCUCACUGUUUUUUGUGCUGAAUAUAUGCUAUAUGGUAAUUUAUGGACCUAAUGGGUAUCUAAAGCCAUUUGCACAUGUUUCCAUGCAAGCAGUCCUUGCAGAAUGUUGUUGUUUAGUUGUGUCCGACUCUUUGUAACACCAUGGACCAGGGCACGCCAGGCACUCCUGUCUUCCACUGCCUCCCGCAGUUUGGUCAAACUCAUGCUGGUAGCUUUGAUAACACUGUCCAACCAUCUCGUCCUCUGUCGUCCCCUUCUCCUUGUGUCCUUAAAUCUUUCCCAACAUCAGGGUCUUUUCCAGGGAGUCUUCUCUUCUCAUGAGGUGGCCAAAGUAUUGGAGCCUCAGCUUCACGAUCUGUCCUUCCAUUGCAGAAUGUAGGCACCCUAUAUAUAGAAAUGAGCAAACCAGUGAUAUUUUAGGGAGCAGAAUAGCAGGCGGGGCCCAUAACUUUAAUCAAACACUGUAUGUAGGUUUUAUUUUGUUUUUGUUUUUUAUCUUAUAUUUUGGAAAUGUACAUCCAGCUCUUUUUUCCCGAGGCCCCCAAGAGAGUGGGGCCCUAAGCUAUAGCUUGUUUUAGCUUAUACGGAAAUCCGGCACUGCCUAUGCCCCUCUCCACGCCAGAUCUCCCUAAGUUUCGCCUUCCCAUUCCCAGCUGUCGGAGGAGGCUGCCCGGCCCCGCUCCGCCCCCCAGCCCGCCUCUCUCCCUCCCGCCCGGUUCCCUCUCGCGCGUCCUGGAGCCGAUGGCGCGGCGGGAGCAAGAGGUGGUGCCGGCGGGAGCCGCGGUCGCGCCUUGCGAUCUGUGCGCCCAGGGCGCGCCGCGCCGGGCGGAAUGGAGCUGCCUCACCUGCCUGAUGUCGCUGUGCGAGACCCACGCGCGACCCCACGGCGCAGCGGACGGGGAACCCGGCGCGGCUUUCCGAGGCCACCGCGUGUGCGCAGCCGGCGAGGCGGCAGCGGAGUUGCGCGCCUUGCGGGAGCGGGAGCGCUGGUGCGCCGAGCACCGCGGGCGCCCUCUGGAGCUGUUUUGCGAAGAGUGCGCGCAGUGCGUGUGCGCGCUCUGCCCGGCUCUGGGCCUCCACCGCGGACACCGAGUGAAUCUCAUCGCCCAGGCGGCGGAGAGCAAGCGGGUACGCGGGCACAAAAGUUCUUCCGUGUUCUCUUUCUUUUGGGUGGGGAGGGGAGGGAUUCGUGUCCUUUCAGACGUGAUCGCAUUCCGACUCCCAUCAGCUCCAGCCCUUAGGCCAGGGAUGAUGGUCCGUCGACAUCUGGAGAGCCACACCCAUUCGCUAGUAAGAUUUUCCAUGGCUAAACGAUUCCAAGAGUUGCGGAGAGGAAGUGUCGUGACACUUUUAAAGAUGACUGGAUUUAUUAUAGCUUAAGUGGGCAUGGGGUCUCAAGUCCACUAAAACGGAUGCCGUAAUAAAUCUGUUAAUCCUCUUUAAAGGUGCCAAAAGAUUAUACAGUGGUACCUCUGGAUAUGAACGGCAUCCGUUCCAGAGCCCCGUUCGCAUCCUGAAGCGAACGCAACCCGCGUCUGCGCAGGUUGUGAUUCGCCGCUUCUGCACAUGCGCGUGAUGUCAUUUUGAGCGUCUGCGCAUGCGGCGAAACCCGGAAGUAACGCGUUGUUACUUCCGGGUCGCCGCGGAGCACAACCCGAAAGCGCUCAACCUGAAGCAACUUCAACCCGAGGUAUGACUAUAUUUGAUGCUUACUGUAACAGACUAACCUAGCUAUCUAUGUGGAAUUUAUUAAAAUGGUUGUUGGCAUAUGUCUGCCUUGAGAGACACCUACCCGGGUGAAGUCAAACCCCGGGUUAGCAGCACUGAAAUGACCUCCCUGGGCGCAAGCCUGGGCAGUGUGGAUGGAGUUCCUGGGCUGCCCAGAUGACCAGACCCCUCUCUUGGCCUCGCUGAUGCGGUCCAACCAGCUUGGCUGCAGGAAUUGCCGGAAGGAGACGUAAAAUGAGUCAUUCUUAGGGACUCCAGAUUUGUGUUGGGUUUACUCCUUAGCUGGUUCUUUUCCCAACGAUAUCCUGCAGGGCAGUGGAGCUUUAGGUUCAGAGUUUUCCUUUUCAAUCCACCAGAGCCCGUUUCUGCAUGCAGGGAAAGACCCUAAUUCACCAAAGGUUUGAGCCCCAUCGGCUACCCUCAGCUGGUUUAGCCAGCCAGCCGAAGCUGAUCCCAGCGUGUAGCUACCGUUGCAUGCAGGAUGGUGGACAAUCUACCCCAGAAGAAGCACAACCCUAACACCCAGGGCAUCCCAAAUUAUUACCACCGUCCCUCUAAACUUUAGGUAGCUCUUCUGAUACAGUUUCUUUCCUGUAUUAGGGUUAAUGGCUUGUUUCACAAUGUCUCAAAAUGUGUAGUAUGUUCUCAACCAGUUCUGCAAAAAAAAUGGGUGUGAGGGUUCCUAACUUCUCUACCAGCCUAUAGAGGCCUUUAGCAGCAGUUUGAUCUCCAGAUGAUGUGUGCUGUCAUUGAUAUCCCUGUUGUGAAUAUAUUCCCUUCACUAGAGCAAGCUGCUGUUAAAGGCAAAGGAGCAAGCCAUACAGUUUUGUUUCUGGUCUGUUGGCAAGCUUAAAUAAGCAGUCAUCCCACUUGCAACUAUUGUUAUUGGUUAAUACUUAUUAGAUUUCUUAUCUGCCCAUCACCAUAGGUCCCAGGGCAGAUUACAACAGUGUAAAAUUAUAAUAUUAAAAUCAGUUAAAACUACGUGGUGCUUGGUUAAUAUCACCUCCUCCUGGCAGCCUUCCCACUCCUUUGCCUGCUAAUUUUUGUGUGAUAUCAUGUGCCUGAGAAUUCUGGGUCUAGGUCCUUAUUUUCUCACUCUCUCUUAUACCACAAAAUGGUAAGUGCCACAUCUCUGCAGUGUAAUUGGGAUAGAACGGUGCCUUGUGCUAGAGCAUCUCGGAUUACAAAGAGGCGUGUUGGGACAAAACAAAUUACAGAAGAAUCUACUUUGGGAAAUGCAGAACAUAGCAGACACAGCCAAAUCUUUCUCUAGCACUAAUCAGAAUUCACUUCUGCUCUCUUUUCCUUUACAAUGCAGAGGAUAGGGGAAAUAGCAGAGACAGUAGACAGGGGAAGAGCUAGCCAGAAAGUUGGCACCGUGUUCUUGUUAGGUCUAAUAAAGGUGGCAUUUUUAUCUCUUCCCCCUACAUGCUCAUUCAUAGCCAAUUAUUUUUGAUCUAAUUAUUCUUCAGAUGUGGGAAAUGGGUGGCACUGUGGGUUAAACUACAGAGCCUAAGACUUGCCGAUCAGAAGGUUGGUGGUUCGAAUCCCCGUGAUGGAAUGAGCUCCAGUUGCUCGGUCCCUGCUCCUGCCCACCUAGCAGUUCGAAAGCACAUCAAGUGCAAGUAGAUAAAUAGGUACCGCUCCGGCGGGAAGGUAAACGGCAUUUCCGUGUGCUGUUCUGGUUUGCCAGAAGCGGCUUGGUCAUGCUGGCCACAUGACCCGGAAGCUGUACGCCAGCUCCUUUGACCAAUAAAGCGAGAUGAGCACUGCAACCCCAGAGUCGGUCACAACUGGACCUAAUGGUCAGGGGUCCCUUUACCUUUACUCUUCAGAUAGUGUAAUGUAGCUUAUUGUCUUUGUGCUGUUGACAACCCUAAGAGGUCAGUCCAGUGUUGUUCCCAUUCCAUAAAUGGGGAACUUAAAGCAAGGCAUAUUCCCCCAAACAUCACAUUUUGCUUUUUGAUAUGGUUCCAAAAAUGUCCAGGUUUACAUGGCAAAGGACAGUGUGUGGUGCUGUCGGCUGUGAGUGGCGCAUGUGUGAUUGUUAAAUUGCCAAGCCCUCUUCCCCAUCCCCACAUGGCUCCCUGGAAAUGGGGACACAAUUCUUUUUGCUGUUUCAGCAUCUUUACUGUACAGGGAAAAAGAACGAGUGGCACUUUGUACCAGAACUGAAUAUGCAAAGUGGAAAUGAAUCCCUCUAAGAUCAUCCUGGAACUGAAGAACACACCAGCUCCAAAGUAGCUUCAAAAUUAACUCUCAGCCUUGCUAAUUAAAAUUGGUCUCCCCCCAUGGAACAGAAUUAAUUCACGUUAACUGGAAGAAAAAUGCGCAGUGAAUAACUAUCAUGGGUGACUGGUAUAUAUGCUAGCAGAAACACACUGGUGCACUGGUGAGCUUAUAUAUUUUGUGGACUUGCUUGCAAAGCUGAAUCUUAGUUGAAGAAUCUACUUGUUGAACAUUCUAUGAUUCUAUGUUCAAAUAUAUAAAAGGAUGUCACAUAGAGGAGGGAGAAAGGUUGUUUUCUGCUGCUCCAGAGAAGCGGACACGGAGCAAUGGAUCCAAACUACAAGAAAGAAGAUUCCACCUAAACAUUAGGAAGAACUUCCUGACAGUAAGAGCUGUUCGACAGUGGAAUUUGCUGCCAAGGAGUGUGGUGGAGUCUCCUUCUUUGGAGGUCUUUAAGCAGAGGCUUGACAACCAUAUGUCAGGAGUGCUCUGAUGGUGUUUCCUGCUUGGCAGGGGGUUGGACUCGAUGACCCUUGUGGUCUCUUCCAACUCUAUGAUUCUAUGAUUCUAACAGAUUAGAAGUUGCAACUGAAGGUCUGAAGUGGUCACAAUCAGUGAUGUGUCCUUUUUACACUGGGUAAAACAGGAAAUCAUGAGGUCGUAUUUGAAGCAGUUGACCCUGAAGAAGAAGCAGGAAGUUGACAACAUAAAACAUAUAGAAGAAGCUACUAAUGAGCUUAAGGUAAAUCAAGAUGUGUUAAUCUCCAUAAUGAUGGUACUAUUUAUUUGUAUAAUGUCCUUGGGGGCCAAAUUGGACGGGAUCACAACGAUGUCAAGGAAUGGGGUGCUUCCAAGUUUACAUAUGAAGUACAGUCUUAUCUUAGAAAUCAAACGGAAUCUGUUCCGGAAGUCCGUUUGACUUCCAAAAUAUUCGGAAACCAAAGUGUGGUUUCUGAUUGGCCUCAGGAGGCUCCUGCAGCCAAUCGGAAGCUGCGGAAGCCCCGUCAGACGUUUGGCUUCCAAAAAUAAUUCUCAAACCGGAACAGUCACUUCCGGGUUUGCGGCGUUUGGGAGCCAAGGCGUUUGAGAACUAAGCUGUUCGAAAACCAAGGUGCGACUGUACCAUGCAGACUCAUUAACUUCCCUUUCCCACCCCAUGGGGCAACUGUGAAAGGUGGCUGUGGCCCAGCUGUCAGUGACCUGCUAGUGAUCUUGUGUCUGUGCUGGAUCUCAACAAGAGAUUGCAGGUGAUGGGGUGAAGUAGGGAAAAGGAAGUUAGGCAUGAUAUAUCGCAAGGAGGAUGCAUUCAUCCUCACCAAAUUUAUAACGACACCCAGGCUCAUUUUUCUCGCUAACUAAAAUGAAUUCUGCCGCAUGCAAAGCAGGCUGCUUAAGCGAUUGAUCCAACCCGAGCUGGGCCACUCCUUGGCCUGUGGACCAAAGGGCAGAAAAGCUGCAGGUCAUCAGAGCCACAGGAGCCUCCCCACCCACAAUGUUUGAAUUGGCUGGCUGCCACUUCUUAUGCCAGGCUUAUUAUUAGCAUUAGUAUAGCAACCUUCUGGAUUCAAGGCUGAACUGCACAUGGUUGCUGCUUUGGGAGGAUAUUUGUUUCCCCCCCUACGUUUGCAGUUGUAGAGGCUGCAAACGCAGUGGUGUGCCUGCAGGAGUGUUCAUGUGCAUUCCAGGGACGCGGGUGGCGCUGUGGUCUAAACUCCUGAGCGUCUUGGGCUUGCUGAUCAGAAGGUUGGCAGUUCGAAUCCCCUUGACGGGGCAAGCUCCCUUUACUCUGACCCAGCUCCUGCUAACCUAGCAGUUCAAAAGCACGCCAGUGCAAGUAGAUAAAUAGGUACUGCUGUGGCGGGAAGGUAAACAGCGUUUCCGUGCGCUCUGGUUUCCGUCACACUGUCCCGUUGCGCCAGAAGCAGUUUGGUCAUGCUGGCCACGUGACCCAGAAAACUGUCUGUGGACAAACGCCGGCUCCCUCGACCUGAAAGCAAAAUGAGUGCCACAACCCCAUAGUCGCCUUUGACUGGACUUUACCGUCCAGGGCUCCUUUACUUUUACUUUACCUCUUGUGCAUUCCCCUCUGGCAUUUUAUCCACUCAGAAUCACACCUCCACAGGUUGCUUCCUCUCUCCACACCUGCCCCCCCUGAAAGGUACAGCUACCUUAAGGACUCUCAUCAAUGCUCAGCUCAAACUUUUAGCACCUACACCAGUUCUGUGUUUCUUUUAGGUAAAGGUAAAGGGACCCCUGACCAUUAGGUCCAGUCGUGGCCGACUCUGGGGUUGCGGCACUCAUCUCGCUUUAUUGGCCGAGGGAGCCGGCGUACAGCUUCCGGGUCAUGUGGCCAGCAUGACUAAGCCGCUUCUGGCAAACCAGAGCAGCGCACGGAAACGUCGUUUACCUUCCCGCCAGAGCGGUACCUAUUUAUCUACUUGCACUUUGAGCUGCUUUCGAACUGCUAGGUUGGCAGGAGCAGGGACCGAGCAACGGGAGCUCACCCCGUCGCGGGGAUUCGAACCGCCGACCUUCUGAUUGGCAAGUCCUAGGCUCUGUGGUUUAACCCACAGUGCCACCUAAAUGCUGUUCUUCCUUUAGAAAGCCCUGGGCAUCAUACAUGGGUCUCCAAGUGGCCUCCCAUCCGUCCAUCCAUCCGGUCCACAUCUUCUUAACUGUAAAUAACUUUGCUGAAACGCUUGGUGCCUCUUAGGCCAGCUUUUGGCAAAGGAUCAGGCAGGAAAUGGGCCAGAGUUUGAGCAGCCUUGUUGUUUGAAAAGCAGCCUCAGGAGGCAGAUGGUUGCUGCGGGUGACUGCUUCACCCUUUGUCCUCCCACUGUUUGCUCAAAGCCACGCUCUGCAAGAUGCUUUUCUCUCUGCAGGAGAAAAGAGAUGGGACUCCAGUCUCCUUUAACUGGGUGUGAGAAGGGCAGGUGCUGGGCUUUGAAUGGGAAAAGAGCAAAAAGGAGAUAGCUCAUGAUCUAGCCCUCUGACAAUGUGCUUUAGAGCCACAGUUCCCAAACUCCCCACCCCAACCACUCAAAAAACGCUGAGGGUCUUACUGUAGUGAUUGGCAUGUGCUGUGCUAGACGCUGUAUGUUUUUCAAUUGUAUUGUUAUUGCUUCUCUUAUAUUUUAUUGCACUGCAGCUUUAAUUCUGGAAUUCAAGGUUGAAUAUGAUAAAAUGUAAAAGAAGCACUAAAAAUGCAAUUGAAAAUCAAUAUGACUAUUUACUGCAAUGGAUGUGGCAUCACCUUCUUCAGCCACAAAUGUACCAACAUGCCGCAGACCACCUGAAUGAAACUCAUGGAUCGCAGUCAGGGAAUCCCUAUUUUGUGAGGGAGAACCUUGGGAGCGUACCAUUGAACAAUAAUAAAUAAAAUGUUAAUAAAAUUAACAAAGUUUUUACACUGCUUGAUUGUAAUGGAACCCUCUAAACUGUUUACAAGAAAUACCAAGAUUACCGGUAAAAACAGAUGCAAUUAAAAACAUUUUGAAAUAAUUAAAAUUAACAGUCAAAAAAGUUUAAAACACAACAACAUCUACAUGUCUGGAUAGGCAUGCCUAAACAAAAAUGUCAUAAGCAGGCGCCAAAAAGAGAAUAGCAAAAAAGAAUACAGUGGUACCUCUGGUUACGUACUUAAUUUGUUCCGGAGGUCCGUUCUUAACCUGAAACUGUUCUUAACCUGAAGCACCACUUUAGUUAAUGGGGCCUCCUGCUGCUGCUGCACGUUUUCUGUUCUCAUCCUGAAGCAAAGUUCUUAACCCGAGGUACUAUUUCUGGGUUAGCGGAGUCUGUAACCUGAAGCGUCUGUAACCUGAGGUACCACUGUACAACGAAAAGAGAGAGAAGUGUAAAUUCUGCACAUUUUCCAGUUGUUGUCUUUCUACUAAAAGGAAAAUGGUUGCAUGCUUAAGAUCACAAUAAAAUAUGAGAGGAGAACUUUGUGGGCUUCACCAAAGGUGUGGGGAGCCUGUUGACCUCCAAAUCUUGCUGAAUUAUUACAACACCCCAUUCUGGCCUUGGCAGCUUGGUUGUCUGAGUGUAACCUUUCCGCAAAGGCUUGUAAGCGCCUUCUCUUUUCCAUGCUAGGCCCCUGGAACAUUUGUGUUUGGCAGCAUUCUUGAUUUGGAGCUGAGGUUUUGUUUUACCUGCAGGCACACAUGUUCGAGAGCAAAACCUGGCUGGCAGGGAAGUUUGCUGAGCUCCGACUCCUGUUUGCCGAGGAGGAAACUUUGACCAAGAGAUACAUUGACGAGAAGGCCCAGCAUACCUUGAUGGUGUAUGAAGAACAGGCAGAGGCUUGUGAGGGCCAGAUCCGGUUCAUAGAUGGCUUCACAGACAGGAUCAGGCACAUGCAACUUCAACCUGACGCCCUUCUUUUGCUCAAGGUACGAAGAUGCUCUUCCUGGUUGAAAGUGUGGAAAAGCCCUAUCAUGAAAAAUCCAGCAUUUUCUCCAUGGUGUGAGUCCUACUGUUGCUCCUUCUGUUGCAUGCCUGUUGCUUUGUAAAGUAAUGCAGGCAAAACAGGCAGGUCCCUGCCCCUCCAAGCCUACAAUCAAAACUUCGACAAAGAAAGAAUAUGUGCAGCACAUUUCUCUGCCUUGACAUUUUUAAAAAUUGAUUUAUGAUUAUAGGGUUGAUUCACACAAUGCCCUGGCAUGGAGCUUAUGCACCCACUGGUCUUGCAAUGUGGGUCUUAGGUUCACACGCUCCUCUCUGCUAUCAGGAACGCAACCGUGAAUGGGAACCGGAAUUUCAUGCUGGUCGAUUUCCACAUCCUGCUUGUGUGAUCUGGUCUCUGCCACAGCAGCGAAAACGUGUGGCAGUUCUCCAGGACAAAGCCUACUCACAAGGGCAUUUACACAGGUGUGGGUAGCGCUGUGGUCUAAAUCACCGAGCCUCUUGGGCUUGCUGAUCGGAAGAUCAGCAGUUUGAGUCUGUGCGAUGGGGUGAUCUCCUGUUGCUCUGUCCCAGCUUCUGCCAACCUAGCAGUUUGAAAGCACGCCAGUGCAAGUAGAUAAAUAGGUACCACUGCAGCGGGAAGGUAAACGGCGUUCUCUGGUUUCCAUCAUAGUGUUCUGUUGCGCCAGAAGCGGUUUAGUCAUGCUGGCCACGUGACCUGGAAAGCUGUCUGUGGACAAACACGGCCUGAAAGCGAGAUGAGUGCUGCACCCCAUAGUCAAAUUCUACUAGAAUUAACCGUCCAGGGGUUCUUUACCUUACGCACUUUAGCUUACUGUCAAUAUUAAAGGGUGGUAUGGGUGAGGCCUUUGUCUAGUGUGUUUAUUGUUAUACUUGUUCAUUAAUUGGUUAUAUAUUAAUUGGUUAUUGUUAUACUUGUUCAUUAAUUGGUUAUGACGCCAGACUGAUGCCAGCCUCUCCUGCCUCACAGAACCCUGAAGCAUCAUGCAACUCCCACACGGAUUGUACCCAUGGAGCACCACACACUGCCCCAUGGAUGCUAGGGAUCAGAAGGCAGGCAUUUAAGAAUUCAUGUCUUCCUCUGCAGGGCUAUUGUGCAGCAGAAAAGGAAAUAGUGAAGCAGUUGAUCCCUGCAGAGCAGCUGGCUCCGUUGCCCAUGUCGUUUGAACACGUCACAAACCACUUCUUGCGCUUUCUUGAGUUCGUCCAGUCCAUCCUGCAGAAACCACUCAAGGCUCGGCUCAAGGAAGGUACAUGAAUGCGUGGAGGCAGAGCAUAGAUAUCACCCAUAGCCUUAUCCCCCAUGAGUCCUCAUUCAAAGCCAUGUGGGAGAAGAAUCCAUAGUUUAACCAUGUGCUGUGUGAAGAAGCAUGUCUUUUUGUCUCUCCGGAACCUCCCCAAAUUCAGCUUCCUUGAACGUCCAGGAGUUCUAGUAUUGCAAGAGAUGGAGAAAAACAUUUCUCCUGGUUUGGCUUAGCGUGUCAGAUGAACCAGCUGUCAGGCUUCCCUCCCAUGGUGACAGCCGAGAAUCAGAGAAACAAUAAAAGUUCUUACCAAGCAAUUUAUUCAAUAAUUCACAGAGAGUGACAAAGGAAUGCAGUCUUCCCUAAUUAACGGCAUUGCUCCAAGUAAAGUCCCAUCCGCUUUCAUCUCCCCUAUUCUGCGUCACUCCAGUGGCGGCUAAUCUGAGCUAUUUGCCUUUGAGCUCUCUGUUCUCCUACUUUCAAUGCCUGCCUGGUCCUGGGAGGGGGGUCAGGAAUGCUUUUCAAGGACACUGAGUCUGUCAGCUGUCUCUCCCUGGUGCUUCUUCUUCUUCCUGUUGUUCCUCUUCCAGUAUUUCCCAGCUUCUGCUGCUGGCAGCCUCUGAACUAUGCCCUUCUGCAAACCGCUGUUCUAAAUCUAUACUGUCCUCCUGUUCUUGGGAAGGUUCAGGAGAAGGGGGGUGGCGGUCCUCAAGAUUCCUCCUCAGUCCAGCCCCUUACACCAGCUCAUUGUCUAAAUAGCAUCUUUGUUUUGACUUUUUGUUUGCUCAGAUGUCUUCAGCAGCCUUAACAGCACCUUGAAGAAGGACCCCGAUCUGUUGUUGAAAACAAACUCUUCCGCCAAUCGCGCGCUCUUCUUGAAACGUACGUAUUGGUUUCUCCAUCCUGCCAGCCAUGGUUAGAAGCCCCCAUGUUUGACUGCUCAGCAAACGGUAUCUUAGAACAGUUUGGUAUUUGAAUGCUCACCAUUUGAAAUCAUCUUUUCUUUGGAGAGGGACAGAGGCAAGUUGUUAGUUUUUCAAUUUAGAUUUUAGAGCAGCAGUUGCCUGCUUGCUCAGCCCGGGGGAGCUGGACCUUCCCUGACCAAGCAAUUUCACAGGGACAAAUGGACAGGGUUCCACAUCCCUAGAAGGAGCAGCUCCAUAGCUUAGAGUUGCUCCUGGUUUUAUCUUUGUCUAACUGGGGGCUCAGGUGGCCUCAGUGACCACAAGUGCCAUUUUCCAGCCCUGACUGGUUUGCCAGCUACAGCCCCUUUUGGGCAGAGGUGACUUGGCCACUAUAUUCAGUGCUCUGGUAGCUUCCAGAUUAGAUUACUACAAUGCAUUCUACAUGGAGCUGUCCUUGAAGGUGACUGGGAAACUUCGACCGUUCCAAAAUGCAGAGGCCAGAUUACUGACUGGAGUUGCCUUUAGAUUUCAUAGAACCUGUAUUAAAACAGCUGCUUUGGCUGCCAGCUCAUUUCUGGGCCUAAUUCAAGAUGCUCACACCUUAAAUGACUUAGGCCCCUGAAAGACCAUCUCCAUCCCUACAGACCCUCUCAGGUAUUAAGGUCAGGAGAGGAAUCCUCUUGGUAGUUCCACAGCCCUCAGAGGUUAUGGUGACCUGGGAGGGCAUUCUCUGUGGCAGCCUCUUAAUUGUGGAAUUCCCUUUGCACAGAUGUGCAUCUAGCACCUUAGUUGGAUAGCUUGUCAUAUUCUGAAGACCCACCUCUAUAACCCCCCUCCAUUGCCCCCUGAGUUGGGAAGGAGGGACUUCCUGAGACUGAUGUUUGAGUAAUCCCCAAUCCUGUUGUAUAGACCAGGCGAGGGCGGGUAAGGACCUGUGACCAUUCAGUUGUGGCCGGACUACCAAUUCCAUCGUCACUGACCAUGCUGACAGGGGAUGAUGGGAGUUGUAGUCUAAGCACAAGUGGAAGGCCAGAGGUUCUCCACCCCUGGGCUUGAUCCUUCAUACAAACGGCUAAAUCAGGCAUAGGCAACCUUCGGCCCUCCAGGUGUUUUGGACUACAAUUCCCAUCUUCCCUGACCACUGGUCCUGUUAGCUAGGGAUCAUGGGAGCUGUAGGCCAAAACAUCUGGAGGGCCGAAGGUUGCCUAUGCCUGAGCUAAAUCUUGGGUUGCAUUUCUUAGUCUGCAGAGUAACAUAAGCAAACAAGGGAAAGCUGGUUCUAAAAUCAGAACUAGGGACAAGAUACAGUGGAGGACCCGGAGCUGUUCCAAAAAUAGCACUACUGUGUCUCUACCCCCAUCAUGGCAAGGUUCACUGGUCAUCAUCCUGUUUUCCCCUCUUCUCAUUCCAUCCUUAUCAUUGGCUUCUGAUGCAGACACCAUGAUGGUUUUGUGUCUCAUAGGAAGUUCCACUGGUCCUUGAUGUGGACAGGUCAAUCAAUAUAAGGCUGCUGGUUUUAACAGCGUGUGUUGUGGCUAUUUCCUUCCUCAACUGUUGUUGCUGCUGAAGAUGUUUCUCUGCGAUGUGUUGCCCAUGAAUGUUUUUCCCCCACAGAUGCAAGAUCCCCCACGCUAGAGAUAAAUAGCGUGCACCCCAGGUUAAUUUUAUCAGAGGACCGUCUUUCAGUAAGCUACAGCUGGAGGAGGAGACUUUACUGCUCAAACCCAGAGAGAUUCGACACUGUCUGGCAAGUCUUGAGCAGAGAUUCUUUCUUUGCCGGAAGCCAUUACUGGGAGGUGGAUGUGCUGCAGGCCGGGCAAGGGUGGUGGAUUGGGGCAGCCUACUCAUCCAUCAAAAGGAAAGGAGACUCUGAACUUUGCCGCUUGGGAUGCAACCGAGUGUCCUGGUGCAUCAAACGGUUUGACUUUGAAUACUGGGCGUUCCAGAACGGGGAGAGAGUCCCUAUUCAGGCAGAGGAUGAUCCUGAACGAGUUGGGGUUUUUCUGGAUUAUGAAGCUGGGAUCCUGUCUUUCUAUAACGUGACAGAUGGGAUGGCACAUCUGCACACGUUCCGCUGCAAGUUCACGGAGCCGGUUUAUCCAGCGCUGAGGUUGUGGGAAGGGACGAUAACAAUGUGCAAGAUAACUUAAGGGCUGAUGGCACAAGGAUGUGGGGGAGACCCAUGCUUCUCAUCCAUGUAUAUUGUGAUAUGUACUUCAGGUUUUUAAUAGAAAAAGACACUUUACGAUACUGAAUCAUUUCCUAAUGGCGACAUAUCACUCCAGGAAAUAGCUGUCUAUAUGCCAUUUUUGCACUUUCAGUAGAAGUUGCAAUCUACCUCACAAAGUUACCAUGAACUGUGAGGUAAGAGAGAGCAAUGCAGAGGAUCUAAAGCACUUGGCCAAUUAAAAAAAAUGCUGAAACAAUAUUUGCCUUGUAAAGUUUUCAGACGAUAAUGGCGUGAUUACUGAAGACUGUCUCUUAACCCCAUCUGUGUAUUAAAUUCUUUGGGGAAGGCUUUGUGCCUCUAGGUGUAUAUCCAAUUUGCACUGACUUUCUGGGGUCUAAUCCUGGUUGCAAGGAGGCUCCUGUACAAAUAAAUGGCAAGCAUUGCUGCUUUUUCUAUAAUGGUAAAGUCAUCCUGUGUGUCUUGGAAAACUUAUGAUUACGAUGCAUCUUGCCUUGGAAUAAUUUGCAAAGCAAGCCUGCUUAGCAGACAAUAAAGUAUCUUUGAACUGGUGAAUUGCAGCCUGCUUCUUAAUGAUGUGGAAUCUCAUUCCAGAGAGCCAAAAGAGAGGCAGAGGAGUACCUAAGUUUUCACUACUCAGCUGUAAAUAUUUGUAGUUGCAAAGAGAAUUGGCGCUGGCUGCCAAUUUGCUAUCAUUCUAUGGCCAAGGUGCAGUUACUGGAAUUUAAAUCCCUAGGCUGCUUGGAACCAGGCUAUCAAAAAGAGUAUCUUAUGCCUUAUAUAAAAAACUAAUUUGGUGCCUAUUGAAGAUCUUCCAUUUUUAACAAGCCUUUUAGAAAGUGGAGAUUUUUAUCGCAGUUUGCAUCUGUCUCUGGCUUGAAAGCGUUCUUAUAAAAGUUUAUCAAAUUGCUACAGGAUGUUUUAUGGGAAGUGAUUCAUCAGUGGCAUUAUUAAUAACUAGAUGCCAUAUCGAAAUGGUUGAAAUAUGAUAUUGUCUUCUAGGAGUCUGCCUUUAUCUGUUGCAACCAUGGCCAUUUAUUCAUAAAUAGAGCUUUAUUCAUUUGCAG